This is a messenger RNA of Cotesia congregata, 684 nucleotides long. NCBI's taxonomy places the organism in Eukaryota, Metazoa, Arthropoda, Insecta, Hymenoptera, Braconidae. The record is from the annotation of a GenBank genome assembly.
AUGAAGAAAUUACUUACAAUAUGUUCAAUAUGGAUCUUAUUUACGGCAAAAGUUGAUCUACUUUCGAUUCCCAUUUUGUUUAACAUCCAAGACAUGGUUGGUCUGGUCACCGAUAUAUCUGACAUUGCGAUGGGCCGACAUGAUUUGACUGCGGGAAAUCUAUUUCGGAAGAAAACUGACGCUACGAUGGUUGCAGUCAAUAAACUAUCCGAUCAAAUAAGCGAACUGACCGAGACGAUCAAUGUGAAGAUGGACAGAAUGAUGACUGCGGUGCUAGAAGAUGUUCCGGGGGCAAUUCAGUUAGCGAAUCUCAUGAGGAAACUCAUCGAUUUAAUCUCCAGAGUUGACAAAUUGUAUGGAGACUACUUAUUUUACGUGAGAAGAUCUGGUAACGUCACUCAUUAUACUAUCAAGGACUUUGGUAGGGUCAUCACAUCUCACAAAUUCGGAGAUGUUCCCGAUCUUCUGGAUCAAACUUACAGUUUAUUCAUUCCUGGGCAGCUAGAUCAUAAAGAUCAGAGUAUUCUUGAUACUAUGGUAUCCAGUUUGCAGCUCCCUUGUACCCUCUGCAAUUUGCAUGAAAAUGAAGAUUUGUCUCACAUUUUUCUCAAAUGCCCAGUUUAUCAUCCAUACAGAGAAUUUUAUUUUGUACCACUGUUGCCUAACAAACACCUUAGAAGCUGA